This is a messenger RNA of Camponotus floridanus (Florida carpenter ant), 468 nucleotides long. Its product is annotated as proline-rich protein 4-like. The record is from RefSeq and is a predicted model, not a curated record. Lineage: Eukaryota; Metazoa; Arthropoda; Insecta; Hymenoptera; Formicidae. The transcript is spliced from 4 exons. Bases 19 to 468 code for a protein of 149 amino acids.
UUUCACAAGAAUAUCAAUAUGUGUAAAACUAUUCUUUUGUUAAGUCUGGCUUCGUUUGGCAGUCUGGUAUUGGCUGGUCAUUUUGAUGAGGAUCAGGGUGGUUCAUCAUACGAAGAAAAAACAAAACAUGUGGAGAUACCAAUUAUUAAGAAAUACGCCAUACCCAUUCCACAUCCAGUACCUGUCGAAGUGCCAAAAGAAAUUAAAAUACCAAUUCCUCAGCCUUACAAAGUACCAAUCGAAAUUCCUCAUCCAUAUCCAGUCGAAGUAGUUAAGCACGUCGAAAUACCCAUCGAAAAGCCCGAACCUGUUAUUAUUGAAAAACAUGUUCCUUAUGUUGUGGAGAAGCCAUAUCCUGUUUACGUGGAGAAAAAAUUUCCUGUGCCAGUGGCGAAACCAUAUCCUGUUCAUGUCCCGAUCUAUAAACACGUGUUUCAUUAUACAUCCAAGGGUAAAGGAGGACAUUAA